AUGGUCAUUGUCAGCACGACUAAUUGGUCACGCUUUAUUGCGUCAGUGGGUGUGAUACUGGUGUGCUUGGAAUCGACAACUUGUGAGCUUUUAUCUGAGACCGCGGCAGGCACUGGCUGUGUCAGUCCAAAUUUGAUAAAGCGUUACCACCUAAAUACUCAGCUAUACCAAGACUGCGAAUAUCUGCAGCGAAAUGCAUCAGAAGCACCGCUACAACGGUUACGGCGAGCCAUCAGACCUAUUUUUCGUGGAAAACCCAAGCCGCGCGGAGAAGUGCUGGCCAAUAAGUUCCAUAUGAAUGUCAACAACUACGAUCAAACUGAUUCGUUGGUGCGUCUAAUCAAUAAAAUCGCCAGCGAGUAUCUAUACAAAUGUCCGCCAGUCAUCUAUUACGAUAGCUUUGUGGAGAAAUCAGACGCUAUGAUACUGGAGAGCCUUUUUAAGACUUUUCCCAUGACCUUCUAUCAUGGCGAAAUAAACGAGCAUUACAAGGCUAUUAAUUCACGGCUCAAAAAACGCAUUGACAGCAACUGUAAAAGUUAUAUACUUUUUCUCUCCGAUCCGCAAAUGACGCGCAAAAUUAUCGGACCACAAAUUGAGAGUCGCGUUGUGCUAAUCGCGCGCUCGACACAAUGGAAACUAAGGGACUUUUUGGCAUCCGAAGCCUCUUCGAACAUUGUGAAUUUGUUGGUCGUAGGCGUAUCACUGACAAAGGGUCCGCAGGGGGAAAGCCCCUACGUUCUCUACACGCACAAACUAUAUACGGACGGUCUGGGCUCGAAUACGCCUGUUGUGCUGACUAGUUGGAUUCGAGGUGCACUCUCUCGUCCACAUGUCAAUCUCUUUCCGCCGAAAUUUUUCAAAGGUUUUGCUGGGCACAGUUUCCGAGUGUCAGCAGCCAAUCAACCCCCGUUUAUAUUUCGUACACAACAACUAUCGACCAGCGGCACGGCGGCCGCCGUUUGGGAUGGAGUCGAAUAUCGUUUGCUCAAUAUGAUCGCUUCGAAACUGAACUUUACCAUCGACAUAAUUGAGCCUCCGCCACGUUCAGGUGGAAAAAGCGUCAUUGAUGGCAUAAGUGUUCAAAUCGCCAAAAAGGCAGCGGACGUCGGCAUGUGUGGACUAUACAUCACCGAGGAUCGCAUCACAGAAAUGGAUAUGUCGGUUGGACAUUCGCGCGAUUGUGCCAGUUUUAUAACACUUGCUUCCAAAGCAUUGCCCAAAUAUCGCGCUAUUAUGGGCCCAUUUCAGUGGCCCGUUUGGGUUUGUAUUGUUUUCAUUUACUUGGGCGCUAUAUUUCCUAUUGCGUACAGUGAUCGGAUGACCUUGCGUCACGUGAUUGGAAAUUGGGGUGAAAUGGAGAAUAUGUUUUGGUAUGUCUUCGGAAUGUUUACGAAUAGCUUAACCUUCUCGGGCAAAUAUUCAUGGACCAGCACACAAAAGUCAUCCACACGUUUGCUGAUAGGCUCCUAUUGGUUAUUUACGAUAAUUAUUACCGCCUGCUAUACGGGCUCAAUUAUUGCAUUUGUUACACUGCCAGCGUUUCCUAGUACCGUGGAUUCAGUCAAUGAUCUGUUGGGUCUCUUCUUUCGCGUGGGAACUUUGGACAACAGCGGCUGGGAGACUUGGUUCCAGAACUCCACGCAUGUUCCAACAUCUAAGCUGUAUAAGAAAAUGGAGUUCGUUUCUACAUUGGAGGAGGGUGUGGGCAAUGUAACACAGAGUUUCUUCUGGAAUUACGCUUUUCUGGGUUCUGCAGCGCAACUGGAAUUUUUGGUGCAGAAAAACUUCUCCGAUGACAACAUUUCGCGUCGAUCGGCACUUCACCUCAGCGAGGAGUGCUUUGCAUUGUUCCAAGUCGGCUUCGUGUUUCCACGCGAUUCUGUUUAUAAGCGCAAAAUCGAUUCAAUGAUUCUGCUUGCGCAACAAAGUGGACUAAUGAACAAAAUCCUCACCGAAGUCAAAUGGUCCAUGCAACGUUCCGCCAGCGGCAAAUUGCUACAAGCCAGCUCAUCCAGUGCACUGCGUGAGCGCAUACAAGAGGAACGCCAAUUAACCACAGCCGAUACAGAGGGCAUGUUCCUCCUCAUGGGUGUUGGUUAUCUCUUGGGUGCGAUAGCGCUCAUUUCCGAAAUCGUGGGCGGCAUAACAAACAAGUGCCGUCAGAUAAUGAAACGUUCGCGCAAGUCCAUUUCGAGCGCUUGGUCAUCGAGACGCAACUCGGAAGACGAUGAAAACGGAUUACGCACUGCAGCCGAACAGUUGGCACACAAUCAGCAGCGGGCAGCUCGGCGCAAAGAGAAAGAGCGAGAGUACGAUGCCAGGCAAGGUUUUGGAGUGCGCGAAUUCAAUCUCACCAAGAAAACACUGAAAGAGUUGUACGGCAACUAUUACAAACCGGAACCGCAUUACGUGCUGAAGGAUGGUAAAUUGCUGCUGGAAACGGAGGCGCUAUCCGCCAGCUCGGCUGAUUGCGAAUCACGCCAAUCGAGUGGCGACUUACCCGCCGUGAUGUUACCGCAUCUGCAUAGCAAAAAAGAGGCGAUACUAGUGGCGGAGGUGGAGCGUCAAAAGUAUCUGGAAAGAGAGCGCGAGCAUGCGCUAAUAGCAGCAGCAGCUGAGGAGUCCUUAGCGGCGUUAGAUGAAUGUCUUAAGGUGCACAAUGGUGGCGAUAGCAGUGAGGGUAGCGAGGACGCGGAGGGGGUAGAUGAUUUCAAAUUAUUCGGCAGUUUGGUAGAGACCGAAGGGCCGUUGGCCACCAAAUUGAAUGAACUAAAUUUAUUUAAUGACGCCACUGCUAUGCUAAAACAGCUAGAGGACGAGCCGAAAAUUGAUGAACAAAGUUAA
Anastrepha obliqua is the source of this 2847-nucleotide messenger RNA. RefSeq names its product ionotropic receptor 21a (gene Ir21a). Gene Ontology annotation, molecular function: ligand-gated monoatomic ion channel activity. Lineage: Eukaryota; Metazoa; Arthropoda; Insecta; Diptera; Tephritidae. Bases 1 to 2847 code for a protein of 948 amino acids. The record is from RefSeq and is a predicted model, not a curated record. Gene Ontology annotation, cellular component: membrane. The transcript has 7 exons.